AGAGGAAGUGGUCGGCACACUGUGUCAAGUCAGUCAUUUUCCAUUCAGCAGUGAGACAGGAUGAAGAUCGCUGUGUUAUUUCUCAGUCUUUGUGUGUUUCAUACACUUGCCUCAUCUGAUACCAGAAAAGAAGCCAUUCUGAGAGUCCUUCCCAACAAAUCCCAGUUCUUCCAGUACGGGACUGUCACUGUGAGCUGUGGGCAGCAGGGAGAGUGGAGGGUUAAGAAGAACACAUCUCAAAGCAUGAACCAAGAUUGCUUCACAUCCUGGGGUGGAAUAAAUGAAUCCCUCUGUUUCACCAAUGACCUUUACCCAUCAGACAGUGGAGUGUACUGGUGUGAGUCUGCAGAAGGAGAGUGCAGAGAUGCCGCCAACAUCACUGUGACCAGUGGCUCUGUGAUCCUGGAGAUUCCUGUUCUUCCUGUGAUGGAGGGAGACAAUGUGACUCUGCGCUGUAUAAACAGGACUCCUUCGGCCUCCAAUCUCACUGAUUUCUACAAAGACGGGUUUCUGAUCAGGAGCAGCUCUACAGGAAACAUGACCAUCCACAGUGUCUCUAAAUCUGAUGAAGGACUCCACAAGUGUAACAUCUCUGGAGUUGGAGAAUCACCAGACAGCUGGCUGACUGUCAGAGUGUCAGACUCUGCAGUUCCAAUGCUUCCCGUGAUGUCUGUGUCCAGACUGAUAUGUCACAUAGUCGUAGGGACUCCUUUCCUGGUGUCCACCAUUAUACUGGGACUCAAUAUAGAGAGACAGAAGAGGGUGAGACGGCUUGUUGCAGACGACAGAAGACACAAUGUCAUCAUGGAGGCUGAAAUAGAUGACAAAGACUGCGCCACAGAUACUGAAACAUUUAUUGUUCAUUGUUAA
This is a messenger RNA of Morone saxatilis (striped sea-bass), 870 nucleotides long. Its product is annotated as low affinity immunoglobulin gamma Fc region receptor II-like. Gene Ontology annotation, molecular function: transmembrane signaling receptor activity. The record is from RefSeq and is a predicted model, not a curated record. Gene Ontology annotation, biological process: cell surface receptor signaling pathway. The transcript has 7 exons. The coding region runs from base 61 to 870 and encodes 269 amino acids. NCBI's taxonomy places the organism in Eukaryota, Metazoa, Chordata, Actinopteri, Moronidae.